Molecule: messenger RNA, 11014 nt
Organism: Pezoporus occidentalis (night parrot)
Lineage: Eukaryota; Metazoa; Chordata; Aves; Psittaciformes; Psittacidae
Gene: PRDM11
Product: PR/SET domain 11
Exons: 8
Coding region: 446-4000 (1184 amino acids)
Biological process (GO): regulation of transcription by RNA polymerase II
Cellular component (GO): nucleus
Molecular function (GO): DNA-binding transcription factor activity, RNA polymerase II-specific; protein binding; RNA polymerase II cis-regulatory region sequence-specific DNA binding
Source: RefSeq, a predicted model, not a curated record
GAAGGUGGAAGAGUUAAUACAGCCUUGCUCUAAGCGCAGGGCAAACACCGCGUUUCCACAUCCACUCCUCGCUCGCACAAGGGCAUGAGGCUCCGAAGAGGCGAGCGCAGCCGCGCACCGGCGGGGCUCCACCGGGGGGAGCGGGGCCACCCGGGGGACAGUCGGACUCUCCCCCCGGCUAGCAGCGGAGCCCCGGGGCACGUCCUAGCGCUGUCCCCACAGGCGGGCGGCUCCAUCCCGCUCCCGGUCCCGCUCGGGCGGCUGCCGAGCGGCGGCAGGUGGUGGCCGCGGCAGCGCCCGGAGGGGAGCCCCGCGGGUGUCUCCCCUCCGCUCUACCCCGGGGCCGCCCGGGCGGCGGGGUUUGUCCUUCACAGCCCCCCCGAGCCCCCGGCCGCAGAUCGCCACCGGCUCCGCGCGGAACUCGCCGGCUCCGGAGCAGGAGAACAUGAGUGAGAACUUGAAGGACUGUUUGAUCCAGACCCAGGCUUCCUUAGGGGAGAUGGUGACAAUAAAAACAGAGGCCUGCUCUCCGCGCCGGGACCAGGAGUAUGGACAGCCUUGCUCUGGAAGGCCUGACCCACAGUCCAUGGAGGUGGAACCCAAGAAACUGAAAGGGAAACGGGAUUUGAUCAUGACCAAGAGCUUUCAGCAGGUGGAUUUCUGGUUCUGUGAGUCCUGCCAGGAGUACUUUGUGGAUGAAUGCCCGAACCAUGGCCCCCCAGUGUUCGUGUCAGACACCCCAGUGCCUGUUGGCAUCCCUGACCGGGCAGCGCUGACCAUCCCGCCUGGAAUGGAGGUGGUGAAAGAGCCCAAUGGGGAGAACGACGUGCGCUGUAUGAACGAGGUGAUCCCCAAAGGGCACAUCUUCGGGCCGUACGAGGGGCAGAUGUCCAGCCAGGACAAGUCUGCAGGAUUCUUCUCAUGGCUGAUCGUUGAUAAGAACAACCGCUACAAAUCCAUCGAUGGGACAGAUGAAACCAAAGCAAACUGGAUGAGGUACGUGAUCAUCUCCCGGGAGGAGAGGGAGCAGAACCUGAUGGCCUUCCAGCACAGCGAGAGGAUUUACUUCCGUGCCUGCCGUGACAUCUGCCCUGGGGAGAAGCUGCGGGUCUGGUACAGUGAGGAUUACAUGAAGAGGUUGCACUGUAUGUCCCAGGAGACCAUCAACAGGAACCUCACAAGCGGAGACAAAAGGUUACAGAGGGAAAAGCUGGAAAAGAACAUGGAGAACCAAGAGGACGCGAGGGGGCCACUCCAGCUCGCCACCUUAAAGCAAGGGAAGAGCCCUUACAAGCGCAGCUGUGAGGAGGGGGAAUCCCACCCCCAAACAAAGAAGAAAAAGAUUGACCUCAUCUUCAAAGAUGUCCUGGAGGCUUCUUUGGAGUCCGCCAAAUUCGAAGAGAACCAGUUAGUAACAAGUACACCACUUGCCAUCAGAAAAGCAUCUAAAUACCAGGCUGAAGACAUCUUUGAGCGGUGUGGCAGUGCCAUGCAGCACGGCUCCCUGGGCCUCAGCAGAAACCUGAGCGAGGGGGAAUGGAAGGUCCCUCAUGGUUCCUCUUUCAGCUCCGCCAAAGAGAUGGGAAUCCUUGACGAUGAGGAAGAAGAGCCUUUGUCACUCAAAGCAGACAGCCCAACAGAGCUGUCACUGGCCUCUGCACAAGGCAACUCCCAUGAAAUCCCCACCACCUCCUUCUGCCCCAACUGCAUCCGUCUGAAGAAGAAGAUCCGGGAGCUGCAGGCUGAGUUAGACAUGCUGAGAUCUGGGAAGUUACCCGAGCCACCCGUGUUACCGCCCCAGGUACCCGAGCUCCAAGAAUUCUCAGACCCCACAGCUUCAGAAAGCAUCAUCUCUGUUCCCACCAUCAUGGAGGACGAUGACCAAGAGGUAGAUUCUGCUGAUGAAUCAGUUUCCAAUGACAUGAUUGCUGCUACAGAUGAGCCUUCCAAGAUGUCUUCUGCGACGGGCCGAAGGAUACGGCGGUUCAAGCAAGAGUGGCUUAAAAAGUUCUGGUUUCUGCGGUACUCCCCGACACUGAAUGAAAUGUGGUGCCACGUCUGCAGGCAGUACACAGUGCAAUCCUCUCGGACUUCAGCCUUCAUCAUUGGCUCAAAGCAGUUCAAGAUACACACAAUAAAGCUUCACAGCCAGAGCAACCUCCACAAGAAGUGCCUGCAGCUUUACAAGCUCAGGAUGCACCCAGAGAAGACAGAAGAGAUGUGCCGGAACAUGACCCUCCUCUUCAACACAGCCUACCACUUGGCCCUGGAGGGCAGGCCCUACUAUGACUUUCGGCCUCUGGCAGAACUGCUGAGGAAGUGUGAGCUCAAGGUGGUGGAUCAAUACAUGAACGAGGGAGACUGCCAAAUCUUAAUCCAUCACAUUGCCCGGGCUCUUCGAGAGGACCUUGUUGAACGCAUCCGACAGUCUCCCUUCCUUAGCAUCAUCCUAGAUGGGCAGAGUGAUGACUUGCUUGCAGAUACCGUGGCAGUUUAUGUGCAGUACACAAGCAGCGAUGGGCCUCCGGCAACAGAAUUCCUGUCUCUUCAGGAACUGGGCUUUUCUACAACAGACAGUUACCUCCAAGCAUUAGACAGGGCUUUUUCCAGUCUCGGAAUACAAUUGCAGGAUGAGAAGCCAACUAUUGGCUUGGGAGUCGAUGGUGCUAACAUUACUGCCAGCCUGAGAGCCAACCUGUUCAUGACAAUCAGAAAGACCUUGCCCUGGCUUCUCUGUCUGCCCUUUAUGGUACAUAGGCCCCACUUGGAAAUUUUGGAUGCAAUCAGUGGGAAGGAACUGCCGUGCCUGGAGGAGCUGGAAAACAAUCUGAAGCAGCUGCUCAGUUUCUAUCGUUACUCUCCCCGACUCAUGUGUGAGUUGAGGGUCACUGCAGCCACUCUGUGUGAGGAGACCGAGUUCUUGGGGGACAUUAGAGCAGUGAAGUGGAUCAUCGGGGAGCAGAAUGUGCUCAAUGCUCUGAUCAAGGAUUACCUUGAGGUUGUGGCCCAUCUCAAAGAUGUCAGUGGCCAGACCCAAAGAGCGGAUGCUUCUGCCAUUGCCUUGGCCCUUCUGCAGUUUCUGAUGGACUACCAGUCGAUUAAACUUAUAUACUUCCUACUGGAUGUGAUUGCUGUGCUUUCACGCCUCGCCUACGUCUUCCAAGGGGAAUACCUUCUUGUGUCACAGGUGGAUGAUAAGAUAGAGGAAGCCAUCCAAGAAAUCAGCCGUCUUGCAGACUCACCUGGGGAAUACUUGCAGGAGUUUGAGGAAAACUUCCGUGAAAGCUUUAAUGGCAUUGCUGUGAAAAACCUCCGGGUGGCUGAAGCCAAAUUCCAGUCAAUCCGAGAAAAGAUCUGCCAGAAGACCCAGGUGAUCCUAGCCCAAAGGUUUGAUUCCCGUAGCCGGACAUUUGUGAAGGCCUGUCAGGUAUUUGACCUUGCAACGUGGCCCAGAAGCACUGAUGAGCUCAUGAGCUAUGGGAAGGAGGAUAUGGUACAGAUAUUUGAACACCUGGAGACGGUCCCAUCCUUUUCCAGAGAGGCUUGCCGAGAGGGGAUGGACACCCGCGGGAGUCUGCUGAUGGAGUGGCGAGAACUCAAGGUGGAUUAUUAUACCAAAAAUGGUUUUAAAGACUUGCUCAGUCACAUUUGUAAAUACAAACAGAGAUUCCCCCUCCUCAAUAAAAUAGUUCAGAUCCUCAAAGUCCUUCCCACCUCAUCGGCCUGCUGUGAGAAGGGGCGCGCUGCCCUGCAGAGAGUGCGCAAAAACAACCGCUCCCGGCUCACGCUGGAGCAGCUCAGUGAUCUUUUGACCAUUGCCGUUAACGGGCCGCCCAUUGCCAACUUCGAUUGCAAAAGGGCACUAGAUAGUUGGUUUGAGGAGAAGUCGGGCAAUAGCUAUGCUCUGUCAGCUGAAAUGCUGAGCAGGAUGUCGUCCCUUGAUCAGAAGCCGAUGUUGCAGAGCAUGGACCACGGCUCUGAGUUUUACCCCGAUAUUUAGGAAGGAAUGCCUCAGAUCAGAAAGCUGUUGAAUAAUUUUUUUAAUCUAUACUCUAAACUUUGAUAUAUUAUAUAAAAUAUAUAUAUAUAUUAUCUAUAUUAAGGAGAAACCCACACUGAAAGUUUUAAAGUUUAAGACGAUGUGCGUCUGAUAGAAGCUAAGCAGAGUUUUAAAGAUUGAGACAACGUUUAGACUUUUACUGGUGUCUCCAACCAUGGCAGCUGCAGUGUAGGUGGCAACAUUUCAUUCUUUAGAAGCAUGUGCUGGGGCCAUACUCUACAUGUUCAAACCUAGCUCUCUAUAAGCUACACAACGGGUCUUUGUCAGCCUCAUCCUCCCGGCAGUUUCUUUUGUAUGUGUGUUGUUGUUGGGUUGUUUUUUUGUGUUGUUUUGUUUUGGGGUUGGUUGUUGGGGUUUUUUAUCCUCCUCAGUUUGAAUCUCUGCCUCUCUUUCCGUUGUUCAGUCUGGUUAUUGAGCCAUUUGAGCCUUAUGUUGACAACCCUUUGUUCUGAUUCCUGACAGAGUAUCCCGUGCUUUUCUGUUGUCCCCAGUUCUCCAGCUCCAUCCAGUUCUCUUAGCUGAGUGGGAGAUAUCUUCACUCACAGAGAUUACUGGCAGGAGGGAGAGGCUGGGGGUGUGAUUUUGGGUUUUUCUUUUGAUUUAGCAACAAAACUGUGAUGCCUCUUUCUCAGUCUUCUUCCUUUUGGGCUGUAGAGUAAUACUUGGCUUUCAGCUCCUUUUCUGAUUACAGUAGUACCAGUCUAUCAUGCAUAUAUUCUAACACGAUGUCAUGUGCAGACUAUAAAAUAGCAAAUUAGAGAAGGCAGGGGGAAAUUUUUUGCAUUUAUAUUUUUAUAUUGUAGGAGAUAAAUAUAUAUAUAUAUAUAUAUACAACUAUUCAUUCGAAAACCAGGGCUGCUGUGGAAGCUAGACAGCCAAUGAGUCAAGAGCCAUCCAUGGGCUUUGAGAUUCAAAGGCUUAAAAAGUAUAUUCUAAUUUACAUUAUUUAUACUAUGUCUUUAUAAUCCUAGAUUGUUGUGGGGGGUUUUGUUCUGUUUCCUUUUGUUUUCUUUUGGAAUGACUGAAAGAAAAACCUGCUGCGCUUUGGUGGCAGGAGCUAUCAAUGCAAGAUUAUCUUGGAUUAUAUUCAUGUGAUGAUGUUCUACAAAGGUUCACGUAUUCUCUUGUGACCAAGGUAACAUGUUCCACAGCACAGCAGAACUGAUGACAGCAGGAAGAAGGGAUUGCUCUGCUUUUUCCUGUGAAAUACUUCUUCCUUUCUUGAAGGGAUGCAAAGCCCAGCUGAAAUGUGAAUGGGGGACUUGCACCUUCCAUCACAUAGAGAUUGUUCUGUGGGCUUGGGGUUCUUCUUUGUUUUAUUCUUUUACAGUAAACGAGCUCCAGGUAUUCACACAGUAUCACUUCAGGUUAGAAAAGCAAAAAAAAAAAAAAAAAAAGAGAAAAAAAGAUAAAAACUAACCAAAAAAAAACAACCCCACACAAACAAAAAGGUGCAAAAACUCCACAGAUGCUAGUGCCUUGCCCUGCUGAUGUGGCAUGGACAGCACCAACCUGACCAGAUCAUCGUGGGGGUGAGAACAUGUUGUCCAGAAGGUGUCCGACACGUUCUCACUCCCCAGAGGGAUGAGCUUUGUGCCAAGCUGUGUUGUUUGGAAACAUGAUGGUGGUAUCAGCAACACUGAACCUUUCCUUUCUCCUGUUACCCCCCUGCCCUUGGUCUUGGUGCUAAGAUAUCUCUAGAACCGUUGCUGCUAGUUGAUAGCUUUUCAUUUAUAUAAAUAUAUAUAUAUAUAUAAAAUAUUAUUUUAUUUUUUAAACUUUUUUGUUUGUUUUCAAUGGAGAUGUAGCAUGUUUGGAACCGAUCUCUCUCGGAGUCACUUUCACUGCCAGGGUUCACGCACUGUCUUCCCCGGAAAACACGCACUUCUACCUAGGUCUUGCUCACCUCCUGCUAAACCCCUUUGCCCCCAGCAGAACCACACAGCCAGCACUGGGCAGAGAUGUGUGGCCAAGCCACUGUGGACCAGAUCAGCUUUCAGAUCCCAUGGGAACAGCUAGACUGGUGUUGGUCAGAGCUUUGGAAGCGUUUUCCCUCUAUCCCUGUGGGACUGAGCCUACCCAAAGCACUAGUGGUGGCCAGUCUUUGUGUCCUGACUCUGCCUCCUUUGCUGUAAAAUGGGGCCAGAUGGUCCAAGGGGUGUAGAGCAGACCCCACCUACCUUCCGUAGCACUUACUCCCUGUCCCCUCUGCCUUACCUCAGAUGGCAACGUCGGGAGCUAGGUCAGGGCAUUGCGCCGUUGCAGAGCAGGGGCAUUGAUGCGCAACACAUAGCAAGCAAAAUAAUAGGUGUUGUUUGCAUUUUCUUCCCAAUAAAUGAUGUGAUCAAAUUGACCUGUUCGUCUACAGGAGUAAAAAUUAAACCCUCUGCAGCUGGGCAGGCUUGGGCUGUUGUUUGACUGAUGGUAAAAUAGGGAUCUCUCCACACAAGGUGCUUCAGCUCUGCUCAGGGUGCUGCUCCUUGGUAGGGAGGAGGCAGGCUCCCUCCUUAGCUAACAUUUUGGAGAUGUAAAAAGAAAGAUGGAAUUGCUGCUCCGUUAGUCUCUGACCUGGAGAUGGGCAAGGUGAACGUAGAUGCUGGAGACAAGAAGUGAUUGGAUGCACCAGAGAGGAAUAGGGAGGCUGGAGAGAGUCUUCCUUGUCGAGCAGCAGAAGAAACAAGUAGCAGAUAGUUGAUGCAAGCUGUGUUGGCUGUCAGAGGGGCUGUAAAGACAGUUUUCCCUUCUCCCUUUUUCUUCCAUUUUCUCUUUGUUCAACUCCACAGCUCUUUGCAGGGGGGAAAUAAUCACCUGCCUUGCUGUGCCAGAAGAGGUUUGGAUUGGAUAUUAGGACAAAUUCCUUCCCCAGAGGGUGCUCAGGCAUUGGAACAGGCUGCCCAGGGCAGGGCUGGAGUCACCAUCCCUGCAAGUGUUCACACACCGUGGAGACGAGGCCUCAGUGCCUUGGGUUAGUGGUGGCCUUGGCAGUGCUGGGGAAUGGUUGGACUGGAUGAGCUUAAAGGUCUUUUCCAACCCGAUGGAUUCUAUGAUGCUGUUUGCAGCAGUGGAAGCUUGUGGGCACAUGGGCCCACCAAAGUGCCUGGCCUGCAUGGAGGGAAGGGACACUUGAGUUUCCAGACACCUUUGCAGACAGGAGUGCUCCCCAGGGCUUGUGCUGAGCCACCUGAGAGGCCCGUUUACAACUGCUCUGAGCCUUUCUGCUGUUGCCACUGGGGAGUAAACGGUGCCUUGCCUUGUUGGCAAGUAAGAGCUGCCACAGGCUUGUUCAAGAAUGAUUCCUCUAAUUUGUCACUCCUUUGCUUCAUUUGCGAAUCCUAUCCUCAGUGACAGCUCUCACCGGCUGCUCUCAUUCCUCAUGGCAGAGCAGAACGUGCACCAGUGCUGGUUUUUCCUCCAGGCAGUCAGCUGGCAAAGGGAAAGUGCUUGUUUCUUUUGCAAAUGACUUUGUGUGCAUCAGUGAGCGGCAUGGGUAGGAAGCAUGAUUCCCUGCCAUGGGAUGUUAUGGAUACCUGCAGUGGGAAAGGUCAGGGAUGGGGGAAAAAGCCAGCCCAGCUCCCCCAACACAAACAAUUCCCAGCUUUUGUCCUAGACAAAUGCAGGUGCUUUGCAAGCUUUCCCUCUAGCCUUCCCUGCCUAUCUCCCAUCUGUAGCUGUUACUCCCAUGGAUAGGCUGUGGAUGGAAACGUGACUGCAGGCACGAGCAAGACGGGGAGGAAUACCAAUGCAAAGUGCCUCUGGCUUCCCUGCCUGGCCUUUCCUAGGAGCAGAUUUAAUUCUGUGCCCUGUUUACAAUCCCCAGGGCCCGGCUGGGCAGCAGCAGGCAUGGGGAAGGCUCUUUGGAUCAGAGAUCACCAUGGUUUUGGUUAAAUCAAUGCCUUUCCUGCUGUGCUGACUGAGAGGAGGUUGUUUUGAACGUGUUGCUUACAGCAUCUUGAACUGCUUUGGCUGCACAGAGAGAAGGGUUUAAUUUGUCUCAGAUGAGCUCUUUGUGUUCUCCCCCCCCUCCCUGUAUCUUCGCUAUGGCAUUGGACUGUGAAUAAUGCACACUUCUCCAGACCCUCGGGUUUCUGUUGCCAAUCUCCCCUCCCCUCUCUUUGCUCAGGCUCUUGCCUCUUUCACCCUGCUGUGAAGCAGGAAUCCGUGAAGCACAUCCAGACAUGUCCUUCUGCAGGGCUCGCCUGUGGCCGCAGGGGUCCCUCUGGCCACGAGGCCGAACUCAGCAGGGAUAAUCCUCACAAGAGACCAAAGCUCUUCCCAUACCAGCAAAAGCACGUGGGAGCCACAGGGGGUUGAGAGGGGACGUGAUGGGCAAGGUCCUGAUGUGUUGCCUGCCUUGAGUCUCAUCUGACCGCUGCGAUGUCCCCCCUGUGCUGUUGUGCUUUUGCUGAUACAGCUCCUCAGACGUGAUUCAGGCUCAGUCCCAUCUCUUUCUCACAGCACAAACUCAACCAGGUCGCCCUCGGGGUCCUUCAGGGUCCCUUUUCUUUCUUAUCUCAUGAGGAUUGCUGUUUGUUUGACCAGUGGGUAAGACAACCUAGACAGCCGGCUUGCAAAUAAGCAUCAACAGCCUCUGCUUUUGCAGAUUGCCCUCUGAGCCCUGUCGAAAGAGGUCUUAAAAGCAGAGAAAAUGGUACGUUGCUCCCCCAGCCAUUGUAUUCAAUGCAGUAAUGCCUAUGCAAUUCCUGUCUCCCUUGGAGACACGUAUGAUGUGUGUGCAUGUAAGCUAGUGUAUGUAUACAGUACAUAUGCAUAUGGUCUAUAUAUUGUAUAUACGCACAUCCCAGUACAUAUACACACAAUACAAAAAAAAAGAUUAAAAUCACAUGCUUAUAUAUCUAUAAAUAAAAUCCUAUAUAUUUAUAUAUUUCUAUGUUUUCAAUAGAUAUAAAGAUAUAAUAUAGAGAUAGUCUCAACCACCCUUGUGUAAGGCUGGCCCUGUGUUCUGGCACAAGGCACGUAACACUGAAGACUUUGGACUUUGGGAUAGUUUUAGCCAUACACUGAGGCCUGCAUUUAGGUGUAUAGCACUCUAUGGAGAGGGGCUUUGCUGUGGUUAGGGCAAGGGGUGUCCUUGCUGGCAUGUUAACCAAGUGCUAAAUAAGGUUUGUGUCAUAGGGGAAUGUCUUGGUGGGGGGAAAUUGCUUGAGUGUCCCUGUCUUCUCCCGAGUGAGCCUGUGUGUUCGCACUUGCACAGAUGCAUAUCCUGCCUUCAUAUGCACUUUGCUCUCUCUGCACAGAUGCAGCUGGCAACUGGUGCCAUGAGAAUGGGGCUUUCUGCUGUUCUUCCCAGUGCUCCUUGGUGCUGGCAGGCCCAGCGAGAGCAUGGCUUUGCUCAUGGGCAUCAGUCAGUGACACAGCCAUGCACUGGGAUAAAGGCAGCAGGAAAGCCAAGGCAUUCCUAAGUAGAGGGAGGGCUGCUGCUGCGCGGUCGGAGGUUGACAGGGAUGGUGUUUGGAGCUGGAGUAGCAUGGAUGAGAAAGGACCGCGAGCUCAGAGCAGUAAGGAUGGGAGUGUGUAAGCCCAAUGGUGCAGCUCUGUUGGGCCAGGCUGGCUGCUGCUGUGCUGCAGGAGCCACUCCGCUCCCUCAGGCUUCAUGGAUGCUCCUCUGGUGAGCAUCCUGCCUGGGUGGGGGACCUGGUGGCUUUUCUGGAGGAAAGGGAAUGAUGUUAUUGAGCAGAAGAUGUGGUCAGUGGCACAUGUGGCCUUUGGGCCCCAGCACACUGUGUGCUGACCUUACCAGGCUGAAGCACCAGAGGGUGCACCCGUCUUGCCCAAGCUGGUUUUGCAUGACAGGCGUUUCUGUGCCGAGACUGGGGAUGGAUCCAGGCAUUGGAUCAGCCUCCCCUGUGUGGCCAUGUCUGCGGGAUGGACAGCAGCCUCAUCCCUCCAUCCCUCCCUUCACACAGCCACUGUUAGGACACUGACCCUGCUGCGGGGUGCAGUCCCUGGCUGGUGCUUGAGGCAACCCAAGAGGUUCCUCUGGCUGGGCUGGCAUCACCAUGCUGCUUCCCCCUAAGCAUUGAAGGGGAGGCAUGGAGGUUUGGCUUUGCAGGUCCACCCCACCAUGCGCUCCUCUCCAUUGGUUCUAACUGCUGGGAAGAGGAUGGGUUGUAAUUCCGCCUUGCCGAACGGAACGACUCAUUACACUGGUAUCGCAUUGAGCUCCGCAAGCUCCCCCCAAGCCCUACCACACACCUCAGUGCCCUCUCCCUGGCCUCUCUCCUCCACACAACUGGUAAUCCACCUCACCACAACCCGCCUGCCGGCAGCUCCCCAUCCCGGCCAUGCAGCGCCGAUGGGGAGCCCUCCCCGGCUCCUCAUGAACCUCAGCGAUGGUUUUCCUCGCUCCCAGCCCUCUCCUUCGGAUGCCACUGACACUCACGGAGGCUCAGCCCGGCGAGGGGCUCCCCCUGCACUGCACCUCAUGUCGAAUAAGCUCGCUGGGCCUCGUGAGGGAACCAUGUCUCAUAUGCUGUAAUGUCCCGAAUGCUAUGGGAGGGCCACGGAGUUUUUCUGCCAGUCAAUGGCAUCCUCAUAAACUCACCCGACUGUUGGCAAAAAAGGCAUUUUCUACUUGCAGAAAACAGGAGGUUUCGCCUCGAACCUCUCCAUAUCCACAAGCACAGCCCUGCUGAACUGUUUCAAACGAUCUCUCACCCACCCACCGCACACACACAAACACAUGAAAUGAGAGGAAAAUAUCUAGACGUCUAUUAUUACAUAUGUAUUAAUAUGUUAAUAUCACUCUUUUGGAGAACAUUAAAAAUGUUAUUACUUUACAGACUAUGCUUUAUAGUACCUGUGUGAAAGGACCUAGGACACUGGAUACGAAUAGAGCUAUGUUGAUAUAUCAUAGUAUGUACACGAGAACCUUCCUUUUGUCAUAUUAUCCUUGUAAUGUAAAAUGUUUGUUAAUAAAAAAACAUUUAAAUUUAA